UAAUGUUGCACUUCAGGUUAGAAAUUUCGUGUAUUUAGAUGAUAAAAAGUCUCACACGAUUACUUGUUGAAAAAAGGGGGACAGGACUUGCUUGAUUUUGAAUAAAAAAAAGAAAACAAAAAGUUUAUACGUUAUUGACUUUCGACAGCUUAAAAACAUUUCUAUUUGAUAACGACAAUGAGUUCAUAUCAGUUUGUGAACUCUCUAACUUCUUGCUACGGCCAGCGAAGCCAAGACUCUUCAAGCCAGGACUAUUACACACCACAGGUGCAAACAUAUGGCGGCUGUUACAGUGGGCCUGGUUCACCCGUUCAGCAAUACGGACCCUACCCUCAGCACAGUGGUGUCUCCCACCUCCAGAACGGAGGGGACCACCAUUUCAACAGUUGCUCUCAGAAUCGCCUGAACCACCCCCAGAGUCCUCGCACGCCGACCCCUUCAGUGACCCCGGUGCCGAGCUGCAAGUACGCCGAGCCCAGCGCCGCUUCGCCACAGGAUCUGAGCACCACGAGCGGCUCGGCCCACCCUCCCCCUCCAGGGAGCCCCGAGUCUCGAACCUCCCCUCAACCUCCGAGGUCACAACAGCACCCAUCACCCACGCACUCGCAAGGGGUGCCCACCCAGCAGCAGUCGUCGAACCAGCAGCAGGCCAGCCCUCAGCAGCAGACGACACCACAAGAUGCCUCGUCCCCGCAGACGACUCAGCAGGGACAGCAGAAAACAGCCUAUCCCUCAAACCCACCCCAGAUCUACCCUUGGAUGAGAAAAGUUCAUGUUGGUCAAAAUGGCGUGAACGCAAUGGGUGAGACAAAGCGGCAGAGGACGUCCUACACCAGGUACCAGACCCUGGAACUGGAAAAAGAGUUUCACUUCAACAGGUACUUGACGAGGCGGCGGAGGAUCGAGAUUGCACAUGCCCUUUGCCUCAGCGAGCGACAGAUCAAGAUUUGGUUCCAGAACAGGCGAAUGAAGUGGAAGAAAGAGCACAAGCUCGCGUCCACCAUGCCUCCGCAAAUCCCACAGGUGAUGGCCGACCACCAUCCUCACCACCAUCACCCACACCACCAUGCACACCACCUACACGGUGAGUAA
Messenger RNA from Uloborus diversus, 1092 nucleotides. RefSeq names its product homeobox protein Hox-A5-like. The record is from RefSeq and is a predicted model, not a curated record. NCBI's taxonomy places the organism in Eukaryota, Metazoa, Arthropoda, Arachnida, Araneae, Uloboridae. Gene Ontology annotation, biological process: anterior/posterior pattern specification; regulation of transcription by RNA polymerase II. Gene Ontology annotation, molecular function: DNA-binding transcription factor activity, RNA polymerase II-specific; RNA polymerase II cis-regulatory region sequence-specific DNA binding. Bases 178 to 1092 code for a protein of 304 amino acids. Gene Ontology annotation, cellular component: nucleus. The transcript has 2 exons.